Messenger RNA from Phytophthora nicotianae INRA-310, 2678 nucleotides. RefSeq lists its product as hypothetical. Gene Ontology annotation, cellular component: perinuclear region of cytoplasm; plasma membrane; cytosol. The record is from RefSeq and is a predicted model, not a curated record. The coding region runs from base 47 to 2551 and encodes 834 amino acids. Gene Ontology annotation, molecular function: ATP-dependent protein folding chaperone; ATP hydrolysis activity; ATP binding. Gene Ontology annotation, biological process: cellular response to heat; protein stabilization; protein folding. Lineage: Eukaryota; Oomycota; Peronosporomycetes; Peronosporales; Peronosporaceae. The transcript is spliced from 2 exons.
CAUUUGCUCGCCAGAUCCCAGUCUGAAAUCGAUUGAACCGCCAGCGAUGAAGGGAGGCCGCCGCUCGCUGCUGCUGCUGCUCAUGGCCGUGGCCUUGUGCUACAGUGCGCUGUCCUCGAACAGCGCCCGCGCCGAGGUGUCCACGGGCUCGGAUGAAGUGCUGGGAAGCACGCCGAGUCUGCUGGUGGAUGAUCUAAAUGAUGAACCGUUGACCGGCGGUGAGACGUUCGCGUUCCAGGCCGAGGUCUCGCGUCUCAUGGACAUCCUAAUCAACUCACUUUACCGCACCAAGGAGAUUUUCCUACGCGAGCUCAUCUCCAACGCCUCCGAUGCACUAGACAAGAUCCGCUUCCUAGCGUUGUCUAACAAUGAGCUUCUAGGCAAGCUACGCGACCUGGAGAUCCGCAUCAGCUUUGACAAGGACGCUGGCACACUUACAAUCCGAGACACGGGCGUGGGUAUGACCAAGGACGAUCUCGUCAACAACCUGGGUACGGUGGCCAAGUCGGGCACGGCCAACUUCGUCGAAGCCAUGCAGGCCGGAGCAGACGACAGCAGCCUCAUCGGUCAAUUCGGAGUCGGUUUCUACUCCGUCUACCUCGUGGCCGACCGUGUGCGUGUCGUGAGCAAGAACAACAACGACGACCAGUACAUCUGGGAGUCGGACGCCAACGCGUCGUUUACGAUCACGAAAGAUCCGCGCGGUGACACCCUCGGUCGUGGUACGGAGAUCACGCUGUUCCUCAAGCCCGACGCUACCGAGUUCCAAGACCAGGACAAACUCAAGAACCUCGUUGGCCACUACAGCGAGUUCAUCACGUUCCCUAUUUACGUGAACACAACGUCCACCGAGACAUACGAAGUCGAGGAGGAGCCUGCAGAUGUCGAGGAGGUCGUUGAAGAGGAGACGGACGAAGAGAAACCCAGUGAGGAAGAUGAAGAACUUGAGGCUGUGGAAGAAGAGGAUGUUAAGACUCCGAAGACCCGCGCCGAGACCCGUACUGUUUGGAAGUGGGAACGUGUGAACGAGGUGAAGGCCAUCUGGACGCGCUCCAAGGACGAAAUCAGUGACGAGGAGUACGAGAGUUUCUACCACUCGCUACAGAAGACUGACAUUACAGACCCGCUGACGUGGAUCCACUUCCAGGCUGAGGGUGAGAUUGAGUUCAAGUCGAUCUUAUACGUACCUGGUCAGGCUCCUCGUGAUCUGUACACUCGUUUCGAGAACAAAAAGGCCGACAUCAAGCUUUAUGUCCGCAAGGUUCUCAUCACGGACGACUUUGACGAUUUCUUGCCGCGCUAUUUGAACUUUAUCGCUGGCGUUGUGGACUCAGAUGACCUGCCAAUCAACGUGUCACGUGAAACGCUGCAGGAGAACAAGAUCUUGCGUGUUAUCCGCAAGAAGCUUGUGCGCAAGGUUCUAGAAAUGCUGCGUAAGUUGGCUGAGAAGGAUGAAGACGACGAUGAGGAAGACGAAGAGGAUGACGAGGUAGUGGACACCUCGGCCGAUGAGUCUAACGAUAAGAAGGAGACUGAAGGAGAUGCUGAGAAAGAAGAAGAAGAGGAAGAAGAGGAUGGCAACGCCGCCUACAACAAGUUUUGGGAGGAGUUUGGCAAGAACAUCAAGCUUGGCGUGAUGGACGACGCUGCUAACCGUGCCAAGCUGGUGAAGCUGUUGCGUUUCGUGACGAGCGAGAGUGACGGUAAGUGGACUUCACUGGAGCAGUACGUGGACCGCAUGAAAGACUGGCAGGACUCGAUUUACUACAUCGCUGCCGAGAACGCUGAUGCAUGCGAGAAGUCCCCGUUCAUGGAGAAGAUGCGUGCCAAGGGCCUUGAGGUGCUGUAUUUCGUUGAUGCUCUGGACGAGUACAUGGUGUCGCACAUUUCGGAGUUCGAUGGCAAGAAACUGGUGUCCAUUACAAAGGAAGGCAUUAAGUUCGGUGACGAGGACGAGUCGCUCACGCAGAAGCGUGAGCAGCUUUACGCGGACAAGUACGUGGCUCUCACGACCGCUCUCAAGACGCUCUACGGCGACAAGAUUUCUCGUGUGACCAUGUCGCAGCGUGUUGUGGACUCGCCUGCGGUUAUGGUGACGUCCCAGUGGGGUUACUCAGCCAACAUGCAGCGCAUUAUGAAGGCGCAGACUUUUGGCAAUGGUGAUAAGAACUCCCCCAUGUACGGCACUGGAUCUGCAAUCCUCGAGUUGAACCCUCGUCACCCGAUCGUCUCUAAGUUGAAUGAGCUGAUGGUGAGCGAUCCUGAAAAGGAGGAGACCAAGGACCUUGCAUGGUUGCUCUACGAUACGGCUCUUAUCAACUCGGGCUUCGAUAUGACGGAUACCACCCAGUUCUCGACGCGCGUGCACCGCAUUAUGAAGAGCAGCAUGGGUAUCGACAGCUUGGAAUUGGAGCCCGAAAUUGAGGUCCCGGAAGAGGAGCAGGAAGUAGAUGAGGAGGAAGAAGCAGAGGACUUGGAUGAGUCGGAGGCGCAGGCUGAGGCUACUGAGGAAGCUGAUGAGCCUGUUGUCGAUGGAAAAGAUGAGCUGUAGAUUGGUGAGAAGACCAUAAACUAACUUCGAGACCAUAAUACUACAAUCAUUCACAGUAGUACUGGAGUCUUUUGAGUAUUUACUACUACUGAAGAACGUAAUAUAUAUAAACUAUUGGUUGAGACUA